Meloidogyne enterolobii is the source of this 366-nucleotide messenger RNA. NCBI's taxonomy places the organism in Eukaryota, Metazoa, Nematoda, Chromadorea, Rhabditida, Meloidogynidae. The record is from the annotation of a GenBank genome assembly.
AUGAGAGCAAAAAAAGCUGGUAAAAAUUUAAUAAUAAUUAUUAUAUUUUUCCCCAAAAUUUUCUUUAAAGCAAAACAUAUUGCUAAAGAAAUGUUACAACUUUGUGAAAUAAUUGAAGAAUAUGGAAAUAAAAUAAAAGGAGAAAAUGGAAUUAAUUAUAAAAUAAUUACUUUUGGCUAUUUAUUUAAUAUUUAUGAAUAUAUUUCUGAUAAGGUUGUUGGAAUUUUACUUCGAGCAAGAAAACAUAAAAUGGUUGAUUUUGAAGGGGAAAUGCUUUUUCAAAGAAGAGAUGAAAAUAAAAUAAUUAAAUUACUUUUAAGUCGUGAAAAUAUUGAAAAAUAUUUAAAAGAAUUGGAAAUUAAUUAA